This is a messenger RNA of Salvelinus sp. IW2-2015, 3456 nucleotides long. The record is from RefSeq and is a predicted model, not a curated record. NCBI's taxonomy places the organism in Eukaryota, Metazoa, Chordata, Actinopteri, Salmoniformes, Salmonidae.
GUCGUCCUACAGCCUAGGCCAGGGUCUGUGGCUGCCAGUCAGUAAGAGCUUUGUGGUGCCACCGGUGGAGCUGUCAAUCAACCCCAUCGCCAGUUGCAAGACUGAUGUGCUGGUGACAGAGGACCCUGGGGAUGUCAGGGAGGAGGCCAUCAUGUCCACCUACUUUGACACAGUAGAUGAUCUCCUGGCGUCUUUCGGCCCGGUCCGAGACUGUUCCAAGGACAACGGGGGCUGCCGGAAAAACUUCAAGUGUGUGUCGGACCGCAGAGUCGACUCAACAGGCUGUAUGUGUCCCGACGGGCUGCGGCCGAUGAAGGACGGCUCGGGUUGCUAUGACUACUCAAAGGGCACGGACUGCACGGACGGCUUCAAUGGGGGCUGUGAGCAGCUGUGUCUCCAACAGCUAGUGCCCCUACCAGACAACCCCAGCUCCAGCAACAUCCUCAUGUUCUGUGGGUGUGUGCAGGAGUACAAGCUGGGAGCAGACGGUCGCUCCUGUCUCCUUCAGACAGAGAACUGUGAGGGGCCAAAGUGCCAGAGGCAGGACAUUCGUUUCAAUGACACCCUGUUUGGGGAGAUGCUGCACGGCUACAACAACAAGAGCCAGCAAGUCAACCUGGGACAGGUCUUCCAGAUGACCUUCCGGGACAACAACUUCAUCAAAGACUUCCCCCAGCUAGCAGAUGGACUGAUGGUUAUCCCAUUGCCUGUGGAGGAGCAGUGUAGAGGAGUGCUGUCUGAGCCACUGUCCAAUGUACAGCUCCUCACAGGUGAUGCUAAGUUCAAUGAGGCUAUGGGCUACCCCAUGGUUCAGCAGUGGAGAGUGAGGAGCAACCUGUACAAAGUCAAGCUCAGCGCCAUCACCUUGUCUACAGGCUUCUCCAAGGUUCUGAAGACACUGACUGCAGAGAGCACCAGAGAGGAGCUGCUGUCCUUCAUCCAGCAGUACGGCAGCCAUUACGUAUCCGAGGCCCUUUACGGCUCCGAGCUCAGCUGCACCAUCUACUUCCCCAGCAAGAAGGCUCAACAGCAGCUCUGGCUGCAGUACCAGAAAGAGGUGACAGACCAGGGCAGCAGGCGCGAGCUCAAAUCCAUGCCCUUCAUCAGCUACCUGUCUGGGCUGCUGAAAACCCAGCUACUGACGGAGGACCUGGUGAGCGGUGUGGAGAUCCGCUGUGAGGAGAAGGGCAGCUGCCCCUCGGCCUGCCACCUGUGCCAUCAGGCAGGCCGCGAGCAGCCCUUGCCCAUCCCCGUCCUGCUGGAGGUCAGCCGCAUCGUGCCCCUUUACAGCCUGGUGCAGGACAACGUCACCAAGGAGGCCUUCAAGAGCGCCACGAUGAGCUCAUACUGGUGUGCAGGCAAGGGAGAUGUCAUCGACAACUGGUGUCGCUGUGACCUGAGUGCCUUCAGCAAAGACGGCCUUCCCAACUGCAGUCCCCUGAGGCAGCCUGUGCUCAGACUGGCCCCUCACCUAGAGCCCUCCAGCACCAUGGUGGCCCUGGAGUGGCUGGAUGUGGAGCCCCUGAUUGGCUACAAGGUGUCUGAUUACAUCAUCCAGCAUAAGCGGGUGGAGGACCCCUCGGAGGCAGAGAUCUACACAGUUUCGUACUCCCAGAUAGAGCGCAUUUACUCGGCACUACGUCUGGGCAACCCUCGGGUAAGUUUUAAAGUCCUGGUGGACGACCUGCUGUCAGGUCUUGGUUCGUCCUGUGUGGUGGCGGGUCGAAGGAACGGAGACCAUCCUCACUCUGUGCUCUACUCGCUGGUCUUCAAGUGCCUGGAGCCCGACAGCCUCUACAAGUUCACUCUAUAUGCUGUGGACAGUCGAGGGAGUCGUUCAGAGUCUAGCUUCGUCUCAGUGCGGACGUCUUGUCCCAUGGUAGACGAUAGCAGAGCAGAAGAGAUAGCAGACAAGGUGUAUAACCUGUACAACGGCUACACCAGCGGCAAGGAGCAGCAGACGGCCUACAACACUCUGAUGGAGAUUCCCCCUCCGCUGCUUUACAGGGUGCAGCACCACUACAACUCCCACUACGAGAAGUUUGGAGACUUCGUCUGGCGGAGCGAAGAUGAGCUGGGACCCAGGAAAGCCCACCUGAUCCUGCGCAGAGUGGAGAGGAUCAGCCGGUACUGCCGGGCCCUGCUCCACAGCGCCUACAUCCAGAGCCGCACAGACACUAUGGCCUACGUGUUCUGUCGCAGCGAGGAGGUUCGGCCCACCAGCAAAGUGUGGCAUGGCUCCCUGCAUGAGACCCGCACCACCUGCAUGGAGAAACUAAUCUCAGUACAGCGCAGCACAUACGGCAACGCCAAGCUCCGAUGAGACAAGCUGCCCGACGACACAAUGACAGCCGCCUCCUCCUCGCUUUUGGUCUCUCCACUGACUGGUAUUUUUCCAAACCAGGAGAGCCCUGAAACCUCAACCCCACUGGACAUUGUUAGAACUACUGUCAAACACCCUCAACUCCUUUUUUGAAAAAAGUGCUAAGAACUGCUUGAAGAGGAAAGACGGUUUGGAUGUACAUGCCAGUGACUACUACUAUCAAUGAGAAGGAGCGAUGUGAGCAUGUAAAUUAUCAUUCAACCCAGAGCAAAUUGGUUGGCAAAAAAAUAUUGAAUGUAAUAUUGCAGUUUCUCAUGGUACUUCGACUGGAAGCGUACCAGGGAAACAAACAAACAAACAACUCCCUGUAUGUCUCUCCUCUUGGCUGGAGAGAUGGGAAAGAGAGCGUUUAGAUUUGUAUUAUCAUUUACAUUUGAUUUGAUUCAUUUGUAAAACUUAAACAUAUCACCACUACAAUAAUGUAGUCUUUUUAAUGCAGACAACAUAGUGUUUAUAAUAAAGGCUACAGAGAAAUCCUGUGUGACGGAUUGUGAUGUCAUCAGCUGUACCGUACGGUGUGUGAGUAACGCUUUGCAGCUAGAAAAGUCCUCAACCAGCAGUGUUUAAUUUUUUGUUUGUUUGUUUAUUGUUGUUUAUCUCCUCAGAUGUUGACAAAGGUGGAGAGCUCCUAAACCGCAGGGAAAAUCCAUAUUUAAAAAAUAGUCCAUUAAUAUGGUCAACUGGUGAAUAUAGGUAAAGAAAAAAGAAAAAGAAAACAUUUUCAUAGGAAAAUAUUCCAAAUGAUUUCAAGAUUUUAUGCUAAAUGUAUGGAUUGCAGAGUGAUGGCAGGUGAAUGCCAAUGAAUAAUGAAACUCUAUAAAGGAAUCAUGUUUAAUCGUAUGGAUCUUGUAGGAUCCCUUCCCUCAAGGAAACAUUUACUUGACUUUCCAUCUCUCAAGAGCCAUGGACAUAAAAAUCCAACUCAUAUUUUUUUUUAUUGAUUAUCAUUUCACAUUAUAUCAAUUGUGAUAGUAAAUUAUUAUAUUGUAAAUAUGAAAUUGUAAAUAACAUAUGUAUUAUUAUGUGGCUUUAAUUGUCUUUUUUCGAGAGAAUGUGAAAUAUUAAAUACUAUA